GAAGAAGUGCAAAAGUGAGUUUGAGUGCGUGUAGCAGAAGAAAAGACUCUGACCUCGUCGGUGUGGUCAUCUGUGCUCCGCAAUCCGAAUACGAUUCUAGCUGGCGUUAUUUAACCAUUAUUUUCCACCUUCUCCGAACGCAGAGUCGCUGUCGAAAAUCGCAGGAGGAUCCAGUGAGUGUUGAGUGUGAUAGACCAUAGAGUUGCCGAGCUAAUUUUCCCAUAAGGAACUUUCGGCGCGAUGGCUGGAUUGCUGUCAAUCUCGUCGCGUAAUCUUCCGCGAACCGCACUUCGUAUCAGCGGUGGCCUUCGUUCCCUGGAAGCGGGCUCACAGCAGGUUACCAACAAUGGUUUGCGUUCCUAUCACCAGGGGCGCGCUGCCCUGCAGAGAUUAGUCCGGACGACAGCCGCCGAAAGCGCACCGAUCCAAAGCUCGACAGCCGCCUCUAACGCUGCCUCCCGAUGGCUGCAAACCGAACGCAGCAUCUUCACCUCCUCCCGGUUGCUGAACUCGGAGGUCGUCAAGGUGCCCCCGUUCGCCGAUUCCGUAUCGGAAGGUGACGUCAAGUUCGAAAAGAAGGUCGGUGAUGCUGUAGCCGCCGACGAAGUGGUCAUGGAAAUCGAAACCGACAAGACCACGGUGGGAGUACCGGCCCCAGCCCACGGUAUCAUCGAGGAGAUCUACGUGGCCGACGGUGACACCGUUAAGGCCGGCCAGCAGUUGUUCAAGCUGAAAAUCACCGGAGAAGCUCCGGCAGCUAGUGCACCGAAGGCCGAAGCUGCGGCACCUGCUGCAGCAGCACCACCACCACCGCCACCACCACCGGUAGCCGCUGCAGCAGCUGCUGCACCUCCACCGCCACCACCGGCCGCGGCUGCCGCUCCUCCACCUCCGCCACCGAAACCGACUGGUCCCAUUACCAAAAUGCCUGUUGCUGCCAUGCGUCACGCACAAGCCAUCGACGCCGCCACGGUCAAACUGCCUCCGGCCGAUUACACCAAGGAAAUCACCGGCACCAGAACCGAGCAGCGCGUCAAGAUGACCCGCAUGCGGCUGAAGAUCGCGUCCCGACUAAAGGAAGCCCAAAACACCAACGCCAUGCUGACCACGUUCAACGAAAUCGAUAUGAGCUUCAUCAUGGACUUCCGCAAGCAACACUUGGAAGCCUUCCAGAAGAAGUACGGCAUGAAGCUGGGUUUCAUGUCUGCCUUCUGCAAAGCAGCUGCCUACGCAUUACAGGACCAACCCGUAGUGAAUGCGGUUAUCGGAGAAAACGAAAUCAUCUAUCGCGACUAUGUCGAUAUUUCGGUCGCAGUGGCGUCGCCCAAGGGUCUGGUCGUGCCUGUGCUAAGGAAUGUCGAAGGUAUGAACUUUGCGGACAUUGAACUGGCCAUCGCCGGCCUGGCAGACAAGGCCAAGAAGGGCACACUGGCUGUGGAAGACAUGGACGGCGGUACCUUCACCAUCUCGAACGGUGGAGUGUUCGGCUCACUACUUGGCACACCCAUCAUCAACCCCCCGCAAAGUGCCAUUCUGGGCAUGCACGGAAUCUUCGAACGGCCCAUCGCCGUGAAAGGACAGGUUGUCGUGCGACCGAUGAUGUACGUUGCGCUAACUUACGAUCACCGAUUGAUUGACGGUCGUGAGGCUGUGACUUUCCUGCGCAAGAUCAAGGCCGCCGUCGAGGAUCCCCGCAUCAUCUUGGCUGGACUGUAAACCUACCAACAACAAACCAACCACGUUGUACUAUUACAAGCUAGAAAACUCAGUCGUAAACGCAAAUAUGCAACGUUACAAACGCUUAGGCAUCACGACGUAAAAUUACAUAAAAAUAGUAUCAAAUCCACAUACUACAGCAGAACUGUUCAAUAUCGUUGUUGAGAAAUUGAACAUUUCGUGAUUAUAAGAAUCUGAUAAUGAAAAAAAACGAACCCAGUAAAACCGUAACUUUCGUAGUUCCGAAUUAAUCGAUGCACGCGAUCCCUAAACCGCUCCUUUUUAUAUGCACCGCUCUUGUAUACCUACAUCGUUGUUGUUUUUUGAUAGGAAAAGUAUUGCAAUAUCAUCCGCUGUGGUAUUAUUUUCCGGAGACAUAACUCACAUUGUUGACAUGUUAUCUCGUAUUCGAAGCGAUGUCAUUCUAACGUAAGUCACUACUAUUUUACGUAUGAUCAGUCGUAUGAAACAAAAGCUAAGUCAACCGAUAGUUACAGGUUAUUUCGUAGUACACAAACGCAAAACACAUGAUAAGAAACAAGGGUGCUAGAAAACUCUCCACUCCACAACGUCGUUGGUUCACUUGGAAAGGUGUGAACAACCGCGAAUUAGUGCGAUUCGCCAUUAUCAACCGUGGGCGUAUUGCUACAUCGCCAAACAACAGUUUUUGGACACUUCUAAACAGGCAUGCAACGGCAAAAGUACCAUAAGAAUAAAUGAACGAGCUAACUGUUCAAGCUGGAUGCAGUAGAUAGAUUAUUUAUUCGAUCGAAAUUCAUAUUGUAUUUAUUAUCAUGUCUUAAAUAAAUUUUGACCACAAAGCGGCUGGUUACAUAUGAUAGAAAA
This is a messenger RNA of Aedes aegypti (yellow fever mosquito), 2562 nucleotides long. RefSeq names its product dihydrolipoyllysine-residue succinyltransferase component of 2-oxoglutarate dehydrogenase complex, mitochondrial. The record is from RefSeq and is a predicted model, not a curated record. Gene Ontology annotation, biological process: tricarboxylic acid cycle. Gene Ontology annotation, cellular component: oxoglutarate dehydrogenase complex. Gene Ontology annotation, molecular function: dihydrolipoyllysine-residue succinyltransferase activity. Bases 241 to 1716 code for a protein of 491 amino acids. NCBI's taxonomy places the organism in Eukaryota, Metazoa, Arthropoda, Insecta, Diptera, Culicidae. The transcript has 6 exons.